AAUAGACGCAUGUUAUUAAACAAAGAAGAGGGAAAUUUAGUGAGCUUAAGUAAAACUAUUUCCAUAAAAAAAAUCAACCUCUUUGACUCGCAUAACGUAGUGGCAGUAAAAUGCUUACUCCCUUGGGCGUAAUAUCGGCUAGGUUCAUAGGUUGUGGGUUGGGUUUGAAUAUGUUCUUUCUAGGCAGACGAAGUCAUGGGCAAAGACUAAUAAAAACAUACUUAGGUCCUCCUUAUAAAAAGUUUCACCAGUAAUUGAAUUACAAAUAUGUAUUUGACCUACUUCAAUAUUAUUUUCUCGUUACCAGUCUAUCUAAUCAUAAGUAAUCUAUCAAUAAAAUUAGGUACAAAGAGUACCGCAACCUAUACCGCAUAGGUAUUGUCAAAAUCCGCCAAGGCUGUUCGAUUACAAUGUUUCAAAUCCUAUUGAUUGUGACAGUUAUCGGUUUCCUUGGCGACGGGUACACAACACUACUUCAAUUAUAUUUUUUUCAAAACAAGCUCAUAUUGAGCAUUUUUUUACACAAUGUGUUGAAAAUGGAUUGAAGCUAUGUCCAGCUUAAGUCUCAUACCUGAAGAUAAGAGGAAAGAAUUUCAAAGGUUGGUGAUUUUAAAAUUGUUUACAGAAAAGAGUCUGCAGCGACCGUCUACAGCAGCAGUUCUCGUCUAAACUUGCUGACGAAGCGCAAGCGCAUGAACCCCCUCGCCGGCGACAUGUCCAGCCAAUCACUGAAGCCGGACCGUUCCGUUACCCAACGUGUGCUGUCAGCUAAGACGCACCGGGUGAAGCAGCUACAGAAUCAAUUAGCUGACGCCCAGUAUCACUUGCAGGAGUUGAGUAAUGAAAAUCGGGUACUGCGGGCUAUGCAGAAAAAACAAGAGAUAGCGUUACAAAGAUAUGAGAACUCGAACGCAGAGCUGCCGCAAGUGCUCAGCUCUCACACCGAGGAGAUUAGGAUCCAGCAGUUAAAGUACAAACAGCUGAAGCAACAGAUGAAAGAGACUUUGACGAAACUGAAGGAGCGCGACAUGCAACUGCAGCAGCUUAGGGACGAGCACCAGCAUCUGCUGGAUUUGAGUAAAGACAGAAACCUCCUCGAACGAGAGAAGCUACAAUCCCAACUGUCAGACCUUCAGCUAAAGGUUCAGCAGCAGAACGAAACUAUAAGCACUCUGCAGCGCCGACUUGCGCUCGAAGCCAAGAAUUUUAAGCACCAGUUGCAAGCUGAAAUCAACAAGCAUAAAGACACCCGGCAUGACCUGGACUUGGCUAUUAAUAACGCUGAUAAACUGUCGACUAUUAUCGAGAUGAAAGAAAAGAUGAUUUACACGGCGCGACAGGGCAGAGUCGUGAAGUCACCAGUGAAGUCCAUUCCAGUGCAGCAACAGCCACGUAAAUACAUGCGCAGCCAGGAUAUCCGUGAUGAUGACAGGGGCAGUGGGGACCAGAACAACAUGCUAGCAAAAAUGUGCGAAAACUCUCGCAGUCUUAGCAGUGCUUUAUCCCACGACGAGGAAACCAGCUCGUCCGCCGAGCCCCGCUCCCGAUACGCGGCUCGCAGUCGCCUCAGCAACAGCACACGGUCUACCUCCAACAACACCAGGAAAAGCUCCAAGGGAUCCGACGACAUAAUAGAAAUAGCCAAAACCGUUCAAGAUGGAAUGGCUGACCUGGCAAUCUUUGACGAACAACUUGACUUCAAAAACGCCUCGCCGGAUGAAGUUCAAAAGAAAUUAGAUGCUAUGAAGGCAGAUUUAAUCAACAAAAUUAAAACUGAUGAUUCUUUAUCCAGGAAAUCUAGUGCUCUGAGGAGGAGAUCUACUGAUGAAUCAAUAGAGGAACAACUUAGUGAAGUCGAUGAUGAAAGACCCAAGUCGAGAGGAAGGAGACAUUCCAAUGUUUCGUUUUACGACGAUGUAACCAUUGAAGAAAAUACAACGAUAAUCAACGAAGAAUUUAAAUCUGUGGAAGUUUCUAAUCCCGUGCCAGCAACAAGAACGAACAUGGAUAAAACAAAGAUUGAACGAAAAUUGUCUGGCAAGCCUAUCGAGACAUAUUGCAAAGACAUCAUCCAUGACAUAGAAAAAAGUAGCAAAGUUAUAGACAAACACAUGAGAGAAUACACCCAGUCGAGAUUUAAUAACGAUACGAUAGUUGAGCAUUUGCAAGCUGUCGACAAAAUCAAUGAAUUAGUCAAUGCGCAAGGCGAAAUACCCCCAGAAGCUCUGUCAGAGUUAAAUAAUAAUUUCAAUAUGAUAUCAGACCAGGUUUUUUCUGCUGAAGGUUUGCCGGUUGCCAGAAAGAGGUCAGUUUCUGGACGAAGGAGCUCUAGGGUUGAAUCACGGACCAAUGUAUUUGGCGAUUCUAGUCUGAGCAAUCAAGAUUUGUUAAAUGAUUUACUAGGAAAAAAAUGAUAUAGAAGUAAUGAUUGCUUGCAAUUAUUUCGUGACACGAGGCUGGUAACUUGUUUUACUUUAUAACAAAGUUAUCGGGUGUAAACAGUUGUUUUUCAAUAGACCAUUUUGAUUAUGAAGUUCGUUGACAUAAUAAUUAAAUCAACGAGUUGAAGUUAGGAAACAAAUAUCAGUACUAAGACCGUUUGUUUUGCUUGACUGUCGGAGAAGGGGCGGCAAUGCUCAUGAAUGUUAAAUGAGCUUUUACUGGUGGUAUUUUCUGGUUAUUCAUAACUUACUUAUAUUCAUAGGUUACUAAUAAAGACCGCAUCAAUAGUAGUUUUCAAUGACAUUGUAACAGUUUUUCCAUCAGGUCACGUGUCCGUCUUACGAAUUUUCAAUUUGUCGAAUCUGUCGGUCACGUCACCUGUCGCGAGUUUAACAUUUUUUCCCCAUCACAAAAAGUGCACAGCGCCGCUAAAGAAGUUUUCACUUCAAUAAAAACCUGUUUGUUUCAACAAUGCAAUGCAAUAUACGUGUAUUUAUAUUUUACAAUAUAAACCUUACAGCCCCCGUUCAGGGCAACGUAAUAUUGUGACGUGACGGUACCUAAUACUGAGCAUGGCCCGCCUUGAUCUUGGCCUGAUUUGGGUAAAAAAGUUUAACCAAGGGCGCUAAAACUCGAUCUCGCUCUACCCUGAUCGAGUGCUCGGGCCGGACUGGACAACAGGCUGGUAGAGUUGAUACAAUUUUAUUAUUUUAUUAGCGGGGUAUACUUGCAAUUAUAACUUUCCUGUACCGACACUGUGCGCCUAGAAAGCAUGAAAACGAUGCCAGUGUAAAAGCUAUGCCUUUAUUCCUAGCAACAGGGUAAAAAUUCAAAAAGUCUGUACCUACUCAGCGACCCAAAGAGGGUCUUAUCUUACGGCACGAUAAGUUUCGGUUUAGAUAAGUUCUCAUCUAGAUAUCGUUUGUAUGUCGUAUAAUUGAUAGAAGCAGCUCGAUUCGGGCAACCAAUGUCACUUUGACGUUAGAAAUAUCGUAGAUUGAUCUUAUUGGGAUCACAGCGGAGUCGAAAUAAACGUCAAUUUAGACAUGUCGUUUAAUUAUCGAUCUUUUAAAGAUCUUUCCAAGAUCUUAAACGUAUCUUAAUCAUUCUUCGAAUAGGGCCGUUAGCCUCCGAAACGAGAGCACACCAUUUUUCCCGAUCCUGCGCCAUUUCCGGCCAAUUAUCGGCUUGAAUCUGACGCAGAUCGGCUUCCACAUGCACACUGUCUGUCUGUCCGUUUAAACCUAGCCAAUUUAACCAAUUUCCCGGGCAGAAGCUAGAAUAAUCCUUUCUGGACGGCUCGAUGUUAUGGUGCAAAAUAUAAUUUAAAAAAUCUGGAUUGGCUUAAAACCUUUGUCCGAGUGCGAGGUGAGGCCGAUACGUGAUAUAGGGGGCCGAUUAUAAUGUUCUAAGUUAUUUCCACUGAGUUCUGAAUAAGUGAAGGACCCGCACAAAAUCGUCUUUUCCUACACGUAGUCCUCAUUUUCAUCUCUGGAUAUUAACAUUAUAGAAAAUAUUUUGACACAAUUUUUCGCAUGUUACCAUAGCCUACGUUGAAUUUACUCCAAUUAUUUAUUAUUUUAAAGUUAGCAGCAUUUAAUUUAAUUUAAUUUUUACAGUAAUCGAAAAAAGUGAAACGUAGGCGCAUAGCUAUGGUUAAUAUACACGAAAUUAUGUAAAAAUAUUUUCCAUAAUGUCAACACAAGGAGGAAAAUGGGGACUACGUUUGUAUGGAGCACCGGCCGUCCCCUUUCCUCUUAACGGAAAAUUACAUACCUACAUUUUUUUCUACAGGUUUUCAUAUUAAUAAUUAAAGCAAAGUAAAAAAAAAAUCGGUCCAUAGAGAAAAUAUCCGUUUCACUUAUACGGUUACACAAAUAAUGCAAAAUUUUUUUGUAUAACUAUUGUUUUGCGAAAUAAAUGGGAGUUCUGAAACCAAAUAUCACGGAUCACGUUGCAUGGUUUCUUGAUGGAAUCUUGGAGGGUGUUUUCAACUUUCAAAUUUUGUUAUGAUACUUAUGGUUUAUGAAAUACACCGUGGGCUGAUAGAACCCGACAGAUUUUAAAGGUGUAUUCUUGACCGCAUUUAGAGACUAAAAUGUGAUACAAAGUUACCUGAAAUGGGUCUUGUUUUUGAGAUAAUGUCAAUUUUUGUAAAAAAAAAAUUCUGUAAUAAAUUAGUGAAAAGCGCAUUUUUGGCUGCAACGCUGCCACUAUGUGACUUGGUUUAGAUACCUGUUGGCAGACAUAAAAUUUUUAUAAGAAACUCGCAAUUUUUAGUGUAAAUAAAAAAAAACUUUAGUUAUUCGUUGUAACUAAUUAGUUUUUUUUUUCGCGAAGAUGUAAGAAGAAAUAACGUAUCGUAUUAAGAAAAAGCAAAAAAAAAUUUUUGUCUGAUAAAAUUUUUUUUUUUCCGAAUUUUCCCAAAACUUAUUUAAAAUUGUUUGCUCCUCAUCACCUCAGGAAUGCGUGGUUAAAAUCUGUCGGGUUUUACUAGCCCACGGUGUAUAACGUAGAUUCAAAAAAUAGUCCCAUUUUUUAAACCGACAUAAAAGCCCUCCUUUAUGUUACCUACGACGUUCCACCAGAUUUUGAUUAUUUUUUUACAAAUUUCUUGGUUAUGGUAUUAAACCUGUAAAGGCCAGUUAAUAAUUAUAUUGGCGGAAAUUGGCGUCAAUCUCCAAUUUAAUCACCAAUUUUAGAUUUAGGGGGAUAUUUGAACGCUCUAAAUAAAUAAAAAAAUGCCACACAUGAACACUAACGCCACAAAUUGGUAUUCUUGCGUCCGCACCUCUAUGUUAUCGGUAAUAUCGGUCAUAAUAACGGUAAUAUCGGUCAUAAAUAAAUAAAUAUAUAAUCGGCGGUCGAAAUCAGCGAGCCAAAUUGGCGUUUGCAUCCACACUAUCAACCUCAGACUAUAAAAUCAGAUUGGUGAAAAAUUAUUUCCGUCUGUUCCAAUCAAUUAAGGCUAGUGGGCCUUAAUACAGUGGAACCUUGAUAACUCGAACCUCGAUAAGGCGAAAUCCUCGUUAACACGAAAUAAAAUGCUAUUCCCUUCCCUUCAAAGCACAAAACCUCCAUAACUCAAAAUGUUUAACCUCAUUAACACGAAGUAACCAAAGAUUGCCUUCACGAUUAUCCAGUACAAUUUUUACCUUUUCUACAAGUCGAAAAAAUAGGCGUAUUGUUUUACCACCUCUAUAUCUCGAAGUUAUUUACUAACGAACCUCUGUAACUCGAAAAAGAUAACAAGACUGUACUUUAUGCGUUUGUAUAAUUACCUCUCUAACACGAUUUUUUUAUGCGUUUUACCUCUGUUACUCGAAACCUCUUUAACACGAACAGAAAUCUAUAAGAACCUCCCCAAGUCGAUUACCUCUAUAAAGCGAAAUCUCGUUAACACGAAGUUUUUGGCGUUUCCCUUGAGAUUCGUGUUAUCGAGGUUCCACAGUACUUAUUAGUGCUGACGACAGUUCAAUAUUAUAAUAAUUGAUAUAAUGGAGACCGAAGGUUAAAGGUCGCCAUUAGAUAUAUCGGAGCGGCUACGGCGUUCACAAAUAUCUGAACAUACCUUUAUUGUUAAGGCGUUAGAGUGCGUGUUUAGAUAUCAAUUCAAUUCAAUUCAAAAUAUUUAUUUGCACUAUAUCCUUUUUUAUUUUCUUUGUAUCUUUAAGCACUUUGGGCGAUCUAGGUGUGUAGCAAAUGUGCCAAUCGUUUACGCUCCGCAGCGUAGCGUAGUUCUCUCUCUUGCUUUUCUAUAUUAGAGCGAAAGAGACAGUUGCGUUUCGUUCGCUAUAGAGCGUAAACGAUUGGCACGUUGGCUAGGCACCCUUAUGGCGUCUUUACUGAAGGAGUGACUAUUAAAACUAAAGAUCCCUAAUCCCUAAGUCCCUAUCAGAUACAUCGGAGCGGCCGUCGUGCUCAAAAAUAUCUGAACACGCCUCUAUUGUCAAGGCGUUCAGAGUGUGUGUUCAGAUAUUUAUGAGUACCUCGGCCGCUCAGAUAUUCUGAUGUACAGUCAGCGUCAAAUACUUUGUAGCAGUCAAAGUGGCCAAAUAGUUCGGUACACCAUACUAAAUAUAUGGUGUACCGAACUAUUUGACUACUUUGGUUGCUACAAAGUAUUUGACGCUGACUGUACCGACGAAAAAGCUGUUUAGAAGAUACAAUAGGGAUGAUCUUUAGAUGAAAUGUUUAUUUCAUUUAUGUUUAAUUGUUCUUUUGAACGCCAAGAACACUAAAGGCGUCGAAACUAGUCGUGGCCAUGCAUAGCGCCAUGGACGACUAUCAGGUGUUAAGGCGUACGUUGUCAAAGUAAUCUUCACACUUUCAGAAUUCAAAUUACAAAAUAAUAAUUAUUUUCAAAAUUCGCUUGAGCUCGUGACCUUCGCGAGUAAGUGACGUUUUCGGUACUGACGUAAAGCGUUCAAAGCGUUAAAUAGUUUUUCUGCCCUCCGCCGGGCGGAAAGCGUCAACUUUGCUCCCGCUGCGCUAAACGAAGUUGCCGCUUUCCGGCUCCGUCCAGCAGAAAGAUAGUAUGCGCACCACAGGAGGAAACGUAGGACAUUCCAUCCCGCGUAUUCUUUCCUACUUUUCUUCCCUUGGGACACAACUAUUGUUUGACAUUGGCAGGCGUUAUUAUUUCUCAUUUUUGACCCUAUUGACAAGUUUUUUGUGUGAUUGAGUGUGUCAUGUAUUUUUGUAAAGUUUGUGUAUCUUGGAUGUAUUUAUACGAAAUGUUAUUAAAUAAAUUAUGUAGAUGAAGGUGAAUAAAUUAUAUUUUAUAAAAAAA
This is a messenger RNA of Cydia pomonella (codling moth), 7234 nucleotides long. Its product is annotated as lebercilin-like. Gene Ontology annotation, biological process: intraciliary transport. Bases 693 to 2414 code for a protein of 573 amino acids. The record is from RefSeq and is a predicted model, not a curated record. NCBI's taxonomy places the organism in Eukaryota, Metazoa, Arthropoda, Insecta, Lepidoptera, Tortricidae. The transcript has 7 exons. Gene Ontology annotation, cellular component: axoneme.